Molecule: messenger RNA, 8958 nt
Organism: Delphinapterus leucas (beluga whale)
Lineage: Eukaryota; Metazoa; Chordata; Mammalia; Artiodactyla; Monodontidae
Gene: VWF
Product: von Willebrand factor
Biological process (GO): blood coagulation; cell-substrate adhesion
Cellular component (GO): extracellular matrix
Molecular function (GO): protein binding
Source: RefSeq, a predicted model, not a curated record
GGCCGUGUAUGUGAAGAUGGGUGUGCAAGGAUGCUGGUCCCUCUGCUAUUUGUGAGAACAAAGCCAACACGCCAAGGUCACUGGCAUCAGGGCUUUAUCUUGAGGAGGCCUGUCCCCUGUGGUGGCAGCUCACAGCUAUUGUGGUGGGAAAGCGGGGGCUGACGGACGUCACAGCUUGGGCUUUAUCUCCCCUCGGCCCAGGGUGUCCACAGCACGGGGGUCACUCACCAGCAAGACAGUCCCAAGCCACAGAAGGUCCUGGAGAGCAUGGCCUAGGUCUGGUGGCACCACUGCGGAGGCUGAGUUUCCCGAAGGACCUUGGGGUCACCCGCAGUCCCCAUUUGCAGGGGAAGGAGCACAUAGCAGCCACCUGUGUGGCCAGUGAUCGCGAGCUCAACUCCCCUGCUUCUCCUCAGAUGAUCCCUGCCAGGCUCACGAGGUUGCUGCUUGCUCUGGCCCUCACCUUGCCAGGGGCCCUUUGUGGAGAAGGCACUCUUGGCAGGUCAUCGAUGGCCCGAUGCAGCCUCUUCGGAGGUGACUUCAUCAACACCUUUGAUGAGAGCAUGUACAGCUUUGAGGGAAGCUGUAGUUAUCUCCUGGCGGGGGACUGCCAGACACACUCCUUCUCUCUCAUAGGGGACUUCCAAGAUGGCAAGAGAGUGAGCCUCUCUGUGUAUCUUGGGGAAUUUUUCAAUAUCCAUGUGUUUGUCAAUGGUACUGCGCUGCAGGGGGACCAGAGGGUCUCCAUGCCCUAUACCUCCAAAGGGCUGUACCUAGAAACUGAGGCUGGGUACUACAAGCUGUCCAGCGAGGCCUACGGCUUUGUGGCCAGGAUUGAUGGCAGCGGCAACUUUCAAGUCCUGCUGUCAGACAGACACUUCAACAAGACCUGUGGGCUGUGCGGCAACUUUAACAUCUUUGCCGAAGAUGACUUCCGGACUCAAGAAGGGAUCUUGGCCUCGGACCCCUAUGACUUUGCCAACUCCUGGGCCCUGAGCAGUGGGGAACAGCGGUGCCAGCGGGCAUCCCCUCCCAGCAGCAUGUGCAGUGUCUCCUCCGAGCUGCAGAAGGGCCUGUGGGAGCAGUGCCAGCUUCUGAAGAGUGCCUCGGUGUUCGCCCGCUGCCACCCCCUGGUGGACCCCGAGCCUUUCGUGGCCCUGUGUGAGAGGAUGCUGUGCACGUGUGACCAGGGGCUGCUGUGCCCCUGCCCUGUGCUCCUGGAGUACGCCCGGGCCUGCGCCCAGCAGGGGAUGCUGCUGUAUGGCUGGACGGACCACAGCUCCUGCCGACCGGACUGCCCCGCGGGCAUGGAGUACAAGGCAUGCGUGUCCCCCUGCCCCAGAGACUGCCGGAGCCUGCACGUCAGUGAAGUGUGUCAGCAGCAGUGCGUGGAUGGCUGCAGCUGCCCUGAGGGACAGCUCCUUGACGGAGGCCGCUGUGUGGAAAGUGCCGAGUGUUCCUGCGUACAUUCUGGGAAGCGGUACCCUCCGGGCGCCUCUCUCUCAAGAGACUGCAACACCUGCAUUUGCCGAAACAGCCAGUGGGUCUGCAGCAACGAGGAGUGUCCAGGGGAAUGUCUCAUCACAGGACAAUCCCACUUCAAGAGCUUUGACAACAGGCACUUCACCUUCAGUGGGGUCUGCCAGUACCUGCUGGCCCGGGACUGCCAGGACCACUCCUUCUCCAUCAUCAUAGAGACUGUCCAGUGUGCCGACGACCCCGACGCGGUCUGCACCCGCUCGGUCACCGUCCGCCUGCCCAGCCAGCACAGCAACGUCGUGAAGCUGAAGCACGGGGGAGGCGUUGCCAUGGAUGGUCAGGACAUCCAGAUCCCCCUCCUGCAAGGUGACCUCCGCAUCCAGCACACCGUGAUGGCCUCCGUGCACCUCAGCUACGGGGAGGACCUGCAGAUAGACUGGGACGGCCGCGGGAGGCUGCUGGUGAAGCUGUCCCCGGUCUACUCGGGGAGGACGUGCGGCCUGUGCGGGAAUUACAACGGCAACCAGGGGGACGACUUCCUGACGCCCGCGGGCCUGGCGGAGCCCCUGGUGGAGCACUUCGGAAACUCCUGGAAGCUGCGUGCGGACUGCGAGGACCUGCAGAAGCAGCCCAGCGACCCCUGCAGCCUCAACCCGCGCCUGACCAGAUUCGCGGACGAGUCCUGCGCCAUCCUGACGUCGCCCAAGUUCAAGGCCUGCCACGGCGCCGUGGGCCCGCUGCCCUACCUGCAGAACUGCCGCUACGACGUGUGCUCCUGCACCAACGGCAGAGACUGCCUGUGCGACGCGGUGGCCAACUACGCGGCGGCCUGUGCCCGGAGAGGCGUGCGCAUCGGCUGGCGGGAGCCCAGCUUCUGCGCGCUGAGCUGCCCACGAGGCCAGGUGUACCUGCAGUGUGGGAGCCCCUGCAACCUCACCUGCCGCUCCCUCUCUUACCCGGACGAGGAAUGCACUGAGGUCUGCCUGGAGGGCUGCUUCUGCCCGCUAGGGCUCUACCUGGAUGAGACCGGGGCCUGUGUGCCCAAGGCCCAGUGCCCCUGUUACUACGACGGCGAGAUCUUCCAGCCCGAAGACGUCUUCUCGGACCAUCACACCAUGUGCUACUGUGAGGAUGGCUUCAUGCACUGCUCCACGAGUGGAGCCCCGGGGAGCCUGCUGCCCGACUCGGUCCUCAGCAGCCCCCUGUCCCACCGCAGCAAAAGAAGCCUGUCCUGUCAGCCCCCCAUGGUCAAGCUGGUGUGUCCUGCUGACAACCCGAGGGCUGAAGGGCUGGAGUGCGCCAAAACCUGCCAGAACUACGACCUGGAGUGCGUGAGCAUGGGCUGCGUGUCCGGCUGCCUCUGCCCCCCGGGCAUGGUCCGGCAGGACAACAGGUGUGUGGCCCUGGAAAGGUGUCCCUGCUUCCACCAGGGCAGAGAGUACACCCCCGGAGAGACGGUGAAGGUGGACUGCAAUACUUGUGUCUGUCGGGACCGGAAGUGGAACUGCACGGACCACGUGUGCGAUGCCACCUGCUCCGCCCUGGGCCUGGCUCACUACCUCACCUUUGACGGGCUCAAGUACCUGUUUCCCGGGGAGUGCCAGUACGUCCUGGCACAGGAUUACUGUGGCAGUAACCCUGGGACCUUCCGGAUCCUGGUGGGGAACGAGGGGUGCGGCUAUCCCUCCCUGAAAUGCAGGAGGCGCGUCACCAUCCUUGUGGAAGGAGGCGAGAUUGAGCUGUUUGAUGGGGAGGUGAGCGUGAAGAGGUCCAUGAAGGAUGAGACUUACUUUGAGGUGGUGGAGUCCGGCCUGUACAUCACUGUGCUGCUGGGCAAGGCCCUCUCCGUGGUCUGGGACCGCCACCUGGGUAUCUCUGUGUUCCUGAAGCAGACUUACCAGGAGCAGGUGUGUGGCCUGUGUGGGAACUUUGACGGCAUUCAGAACAACGACCUCACCAGCAGUAGCCUCCAAGUGGAGGAAGACCCCGUGGACUUUGGGAAUUCCUGGAAAGUGAGCCCGCGGUGCGCCGACACCCAGAAAGUGACACUGGACCCAUCCCCUGCCACCUGCCACAACAACGUCCUGAAGCAGACGAUGGUGGAUUCCUCCUGCAGCGUCCUCACCAGCGACAUCUUCCGGGAGUGCAACAGGCUGGUGGACCCCGAGCCAUACCUGGAUGUUUGCAUCUACGACACCUGUUCCUGCGAGUCCGUCGGGGACUGUGCCUGCUUCUGCGACACCAUCGCUGCCUACGCCCACGUGUGUGCCCGGCACGGCGAGGUGGUGGCCUGGAGGACGGCCACGUUGUGUCCCCAGAGCUGCGAGGAACGGAACCUGCGGGACAGCGGGUACCAGUGUGAGUGGCGCUACAACAGCUGUGCUCCUGCCUGUCCCGUCACGUGCCAGCACCCUGAGCCGCUGGCCUGCCCCGUGCAGUGUGUGGAGGGCUGUCACGCACACUGCCCUCCGGGGAAAAUCUUAGAUGAGCUUUUGCAGACCUGCGUCAACCCUGAAGACUGCCCUGUGUGCGAGGCGGCCGGCCGGCGCUUAGCGCCCGGGAAGAAAAUCACCUUGAACCCUGGGGACCCUGAGCGCUGCCAGAUUUGUCACUGUGAUGGUGUCAGCCUCACCUGUGAAGCCUGCAGGGAACCGGGAGGCCUGGUGGUGCCCCCCACAGAAGGCCCGGUUGACCUCACCACCCCGUACGUGGACGACACGCCGGAGCCGCCCCUGCACGACUUCUUCUGCAGCAAACUCCUGGACCUGGUCUUCCUGCUGGACGGCUCCUCCAAGCUGUCUGAGGCCGACUUCGAGAUGCUGAAGGCAUUCGUGGUGGGCGUGAUGGAGCGUCUGCACAUCUCCCAGAAGCGCAUCCGCGUGGCCGUGGUGGAGUACCAUGAUGGCUCCCACGCCUACAUCGCACUGCAGGACCGGAAGCGGCCGUCGGAGCUGCGGCGCAUCGCCGGGCAGGUGAAGUACGCGGGCAGCGAGGUGGCCUCCACCAGCGAGGUCUUGAAGUACACGCUCUUCCAGAUUUUCAGCAAGGUGGACCGGCCUGAGGCCUCCCGCGUGGCCCUGCUGCUCACGGCCAGCCAGGAGCCCCCCAGGCUGGCCCGGAACUUGGUCCGCUACGUCCAGGGCCUGAAGAAGAAGAAGGUCGUCAUGGUCCCCGUGGGCAUCGGGCCCCACGCCAGCCUGAGGCAGAUCCGCCUCAUCGAGAAGCAGGCCCCCGAGAACAAGGCCUUUGUGCUCAGCGGCGUGGACGAGCUGGAACAGCGGAGGGAUGAGAUCAUCAACUACCUCUGUGACCUCGCCCCUGAAGCGCCUGCCCCCACGCAGCGGCCGCUCACGGCCCAGGUCCCCGUGACGCUGGCACCCAGGAGGAGCUCCGUGGUCCUGGAUGUGGCGUUCCUCCUGGAAGGGUCGGACAGCGUGGGCGAGGCCAGCUUCAACAGGAGCACAGAGUUCUUGGAGGAGGUGAUCCGGCAGAUGGACGUGGGCCGGGACGGUGUCCACGUCACGGUGCUGCAGUACUCGUACGUGGUGACCGUGGAACACUCCUUCAGAGAGGCGCAGUCCAAGGAGGACGUCAUGCGGCGGCUGCGGGAGAUCCGCUACCGGGGUGGCAACCGGACCAACACCGGGCUGGCCCUGCAGUACCUGUCGGAGCACAGCUUCUCGGCCAGCCAGGGGGACCGGGGGCAGGCACCCAACCUGGUCUACAUGGUCACGGGAAGCCCGGCCUCAGAUGAGAUCAGGCGGAUGCCCGGAGACAUCCAGGUGGUGCCCAUCGGAGUGGGGCCUCGCGUGGACGUGCCGGAGCUGGAGAAGAUCAGCUGGCCCCAGGCCCCCAUCUUCAUCAAGGACUUCGAGACGCUCCCCCGAGAGGCUCCUGACCUGGUGCUGCAGAGGUGCUGCUCCAGAGAGGGGCCGCAUCUCCCCACCCCCGCCCCCGUCUCAGACUGCAGCCAGCCCCUGGAUGUGGUCCUCCUCCUGGACGGCUCCUCCAGCUUUCCAGCUUCUUACUUUGACGAAAUGAAGAGUUUUGCCAAGGCUUUCAUCUCAAGAGCCAAUAUAGGCCCUCAGCUCACCCAGGUGUCGGUGCUCCAGUACGGAAAUAUCACCACCAUCGACGUGCCGUGGACCAUGCCCCUGGAGAAAACCCACGUACUGAGCCUCGUGGACCACAUGCAGCAGGAGGGAAGCCCCAGCCAAAUCGGGAACGCGUUGGGCUUUGCGGUGCGCUAUGUCACAUCCCAAGUCCACGGUGCCAGGCCUGAAGCCUCGAAGGUGGUGGUCAUCCUGGUCAUGGGCACUUCCACGGACUCACUGGAUGCGGCUGCCGCUGCCGCCGCCGCCAGAGCCAACCGAGUGGCGGUGUUCCCCAUUGGGAUUGGAGACGGGUAUGACUUGGCCCAGCUGGGGAUCUUGGCGGGCCCAGGGGCCAGCUCCAACGUGGUGCAGCUCCAGCGGAUCGAAGACCUCCCCACCAUGGUCGCCCUGGGCAAUUCCUUCUUCCACAAGCUGUGCUCUGGGUUCAUCAGUGUUUGCGUGGAUGAGGACGGGAAUGAGAGGAGGCCCGGGGACAUCUGGACCUUGCCGGAUCGGUGCCACACGGUGACCUGCCUGCCAGAUGGCCAGACCUUGCUGAAUAGUCACCGGGUCAACUGUGACCAGCAGCUGCGGCCUUCCUGCCCCAACAGCCAGUCCCCGAUCAGGGUGGAAGAGGCCUGUGGCUGCCGCUGGACCUGCCCCUGUGUCUGCACUGGCAGCUCUACUCGGCACAUCGUGACCUUUGAUGGGCAGAAUUUCAAGCUGACUGGCAACUGCUCGUAUGUCUUAUUUCACAACAAGGAGCAAGACCUGGAGGUACUGCUCCAUAAUGACGCCUGCAGCGCCAGGGCAAGGCAGGCCUGCAUGAAGUCCAUCGAGGUGAAACAUAACGGUGUCUCGGUUGAGCUCCGCAGCAACAUGGAGGUGGUGGUGAAUGGGAGGCUGGUCUCUGCCCCUUACGUGGGUGGGGACAUGGAGGUCAGUGUCUACGGUGCCAUUAUGUAUGAGGUCAGACUCAACCAUCUGGGCCACAUCCUCACCUUCACCCCACAAAACAACGAGUUCCAGCUGCAGCUGAGCCCCAAGACCUUUGCCUCAAAGAUGUACGGUCUCUGUGGCAUCUGUGAUGAGAAUGGGGCCAAUGACUUCAUGCUGAGGGAUGGCACAGUCACCUCAGACUGGAAGACGCUGGUCCAGGAGUGGACGGUGCAGAAGCCGGGGCAGACAUGCCUGCUGGGUCCCGAGGAGCCAUGUCCUGUCUCCAGGGGCUCCCACUGCCAGGUCCUCCUCUCGGCGCUGUUUGCCGAGUGCCACGCGGUCCUUGCCCCGGCCACAUUUCACGCCAUCUGCCAGCAGGACAGUUGCCACCAGGAGCAAGUGUGUGAGGCCAUUGCCUCUUAUGCCCACCUCUGUCGGACCAAGGGGGUGUGUGUCGACUGGAGGACCCCUGAUUUCUGCGCUGUGCUGUGCCCGCCAUCCCUGGUCUACAACCACUGUGAGCGCGGCUGCCCCCGCCAAUGUGAGGGCAACUCGAGCUUCUGUGGGGACCAUCCCUCAGAAGGCUGCUUCUGCCCCCUGCACCAAGUGCUGCUGGAAGGCAGCUGUGUCCCCGAGGAGGCCUGCACCCAGUGCGUCGGUGACGAUGGGAUCCGGCACCAGCUUCUGGAAACGUGGGUCCCAGACCACCAGCCCUGCCGGAUCUGCACGUGCCUCAGCGGGCGGAAGAUCAACUGCACGACACAGCCCUGCCCCACAGCCAGAGCGCCUGCGUGCGGCCCGUGCGAGGUGGCCCGUCUCCGGCAGAGCACGCAGCAGUGCUGCCCCGAGUACGAGUGUGUGUGUGACCUGGUGAGCUGUGACCUGCCCCCGGUGCCUCACUGCGAAGGUGGCCUCCAGCCUACACUGACCAACCCCGGCGAGUGCAGACCCAACUUCACCUGCUCCUGCAGGAAGGAGGAAUGCCCAAGGGGGUCCCCGCCCUCCUGUGCCCCGCACCGGACGCCGGUCCUUCAGAAGACCCAGUGCUGUGAUGAGUAUAAGUGUGUUUGCAACUGUACCAGCUCGGCGGUGACCUGCCCACUGGGGUACCUGGCCUCCACCGUCACCAAUGACUGCGGCUGCACCACCACCACCUGCCUCCCUGAUAAGGUGUGUGUCCACCAAGGCACCAUCUACCCCGUGGGCCAGUUCUGGGAGGAGGGCUGUGACGUGUGCACCUGCACGGACCUGGAGGAUGCCGUGAUGGGCCUGCGUGUGGCCCAGUGCUCUCAGAAGCCCUGUGGAGACAGCUGCCGGCCGGGCUUCACUUACGUCCUCCACGAAGGCGAGUGCUGUGGAACGUGCCUGCCAUCUGCCUGCGAGGUGGUGACCGGCUCCCCUCGGGGAGACUCCCAGUCCUACUGGAAGAGUGUUGGCUCUCACUGGGCCUCUCCCGAGGACCCCUGCCUCAUCUACGAGUGUGUCCGAGUCAAGGAGGAGGUCUUCGUGCAACAGAGGAAUGUCUCCUGCCCCCAACUGGACGUCCCCACCUGCCCCUCGGGCUUCCAGCUGAGCUGUCAGACCUCGGGCUGUUGCCCCACCUGUCACUGCGAGCCCCUGCAGGCCUGUGUGCUCAACGGCACCAUCAUCGGGCCCGGGAGGAGUCUGAUGGUUGACCUGUGUACCACCUGCCUCUGCACCGUCCAGGUGGGGGUCAUCUCCGGAUUCAAGCUGGAGUGCAGGCAGACCACCUGCGAGGACUGCCCGCUGGGUUACAAGGAAGAGAAGAUGCAGGGCCAGUGCUGCGGGAGAUGCCUGCCUAUGGCUUGCACCAUUCAGCUACGAGGGGGACAGAUCAUGAUGCUAAAGCGCGACGAGACUCUCCAGGAUGGCUGUGACAGUCACUUCUGCAGGGUCAACAAGAGAGGCGAGUUCAUCUGGGAGAGGAGGGUCACGGGCUGCCCGCCCUUCGAUGGACACAAGUGUCUGGCUGAGGGGGGGAAAAUCAUGAAAAUUCCAGGCACAUGCUGUGACACGUGUGAGGAGCCCGAGUGCAAGGACAUCACUGCCAAGCUGCAGUAUGUCAAAGUGGGAGACUGUCUGUCUGAAGAGCAAGUGGACAUUCACUACUGCCAGGGAAGAUGCACCAGCAAAGCCCUGUACUCCAUCGACACAGAGGACGUGCAGGACCAGUGCGCCUGCUGCACGCCCACACGCACAGAGCCCAUGCAGGUGCCCCUGCGCUGCGCCAACGGCUCCGUCAUCCACCACGUGGUCCUCAACGCCAUGCAGUGCAAGUGCUCCCCCAGGAAAUGCCGCCAGUGAGGCGCGGUCCUGCCGCGGACACCCGUCACCACCCGCUUGGCAACCCCUACUUGGCGCAUGCGUGCUCCGCUCCCGGGCUUCCCCGGGCCCACAAUAAAGGUCAAUCUGUCAUCUUGCCAAA